CGUAAUCGGUGAACGCAUUAACAUAAAUACUCGAGAAGAGAGAGACGACGUUUCAUUUUUUCCUUGAGAAUCUCUAAUCCCUCUCAACUCGAUUGCGCAGUAGAAGAGUGCUUUCGCCAUCUCCGAGAAACUCGUUGCAGCGUCACGACCAGUUGGAGAAAAUGUCUUCGAGAGGAAAAAGGAAAGACGAGGAUGUCAGAGCAUCAGAUGACGAAUCUGAAUCUCACGCGCCGGCUAAGAAAGUCGCAAAGCCAGCAGACUCCUCCGACGAGUCUGACGACAUCGUCGUCUGCAACAUAUCUAAGAAUAGGAGAGUCUCUGUGAGGAAUUGGAACGGGAAGAUUUGGAUUGACAUUCGUGAGUUUUAUGUCAAGGACGGAAAGACUUUGCCUGGCAAGAAAGGUAUCUCUCUAAGCGUGGAUCAGUGGAACACUCUUCGAAACCAUGCAGAGGAUAUCGAGAAGGCCCUCUCUGAUCUUUCUUAGGUUUUAAACUUGUAUAAUUGGUUGUACGUCUAUUAGAAGAUGGCUCAGGUGUUUUGGUUGUUUUUGUAGAACAACACCAUAUUCUGCUAGUUUAAGCUGCUUCAAAUUAGUUGGUGUAUCGAACCCUUCACUUUUGGUUCAGACAAGCUUUGGUUGGUAUUAAGAAUGGUUGCUCUUUUAUUUGCUGCUGUUGAAUUUGCAAAUUAAGAGACGUUGUUUUUGGAAUCGAAGUAUUCAUUUGAUAAAUUAUAAACAAGAUAGGUCUAA
Arabidopsis arenosa is the source of this 752-nucleotide messenger RNA. The record is from the annotation of a GenBank genome assembly. Lineage: Eukaryota; Viridiplantae; Streptophyta; Magnoliopsida; Brassicales; Brassicaceae.